AUGCUGCAUGUCUAUUACUGCCUGUUGCAUGUACUUUUCUCUUCCUCUCUCUAUGUAUAUAUUCUUGUUUUUUGUAGAUGGGUCUCUUGUGUGGUACACAUGCCAAGCAUACGUGAUAGGGAGGCGAGGGAGUCAACCCCGCUUGAGCAGACGUUUCAAGGAGAGGAACGGCGCAGACGUGGGAAGAAAGGGAGGGCAGUUGUGUACGUGAGUGACUUUAUGCCACCACCUCCAUCCUCGCCGUCGGUGGUGCCGCGGCGGUCCCAAAAUUGUCCACGACAGGGAAAAGAGGACGAAGAAAAGUUGUUGCGUGCUUCAGGGUCGGGGCGGGCUGAGGUCCCUAACCGUGAAAGGAAGGGACGCAGGGCGCAGCUUGUUUCAGGUGCAUUGACGGCCUUCCCGCCGGGGGCAUGCCUGAAGAAACCCACGGAGGCAUCAUCACGCACAUGGCAGCUGCACCGAAAAGGCAAGCGGAGAAACCCUGACACACCGUUCAAUCAUCGUGCGCAGUUUUCCAAACUGAAGCGGACAAUCUGUGAGGUGCGGAAGGCCGUCUUUGAAUCUCUCGGGAAGUCUCAGGACGGCGUUUCUUCUUGCGGGAAGUGUGUGAACAUGGAGAGAAAUUCAACGGAGCGUGAAACCCUUGUUGAGGAAGCGUCUGCAACAUCCGUUGACGCAUCCGCAUGUUUUAGUUCAAAGCAGAGGCAGCUGCUGCGAAUGCGGUGUCUUGUGACGGAUAUGGAGCGGGUGUACGGACAAAUUCAUAAGACAAUGCGGCAGAAGCACUACGCAAGGGCGAGACAACACAUGAAUCAAAUCCGACAGCUGAAGAAGCGUCUAAAUACUGCGGCGCUAAAGUGGCGCUUGAGUACCGUGGCAGAAGUGGAAGCCGAUGCUGCCAUUCAUACCCCUCGCCCGCUGCACCACGCGGUGGAUUUGUCCGGGCGCGUUGCGGCAGUUUCAGCGGCAUUCAACGAUCUCCAGCACGAUGAAGAUGUCGACGGUGCGGCGGACUUAACCGACGAACCGAAUUAUGUCAACUUUUAUCCUUCACUUGCGCAGAUGGGCGUUGGUUGCCACCCUCUUGCUGAAUGGAUUGAUCGGCGAAGCCAAAAGUACCCACGGCGACUUGGGAAGGAGGAAAUUCCCCGCCUCAUUGAGGGCGGAUACGAGAAUGAUGAGGAGAAGCGCAUCUUCUCUACGGGACCUGCGGUGCCAUCACCAGUGAAAUAUGUUGCAACGUGCUGCAAAAACAUUAUAACCGAUGCCUUGGAUGAUCUUGUCUUUACAAUACUACAAAAGCAGUAUCAUUUGCAGCGACGCAUGAAGAAGGAGAAGCCGCUGCAGUUUAAGGCGAGACGUUUCUAUUCGACCGGACUUCGGGAAACACUGAGGGGACUCCGGGCGGCUGCCACGCGUAUUCCUGUUGUGCUUAUUGCCUCAGAUAUUGAAGUUCAUGCUUCUUGGAAUUCGGAGGGGCGUUGCGAUGAGAAGAGGGUGGCUGAGGCGGACAGUCACGAAGUGCGCUGUGGAAAAAAAAAGACGGUGCAAGAGAUGGGCAUGGAUGGGACACUGGAGGAGAUCCGCGCACACUGCGAAUCGCACGGUAUUCCACUUAUCACAUGUAUGAGCCGUCAUCGACUGGCCUACGCUUUGUUUGCGAAGGGCUGCACCGUCUCUGCAGUCCUACUGCACUCAGCGGAGGGGGUGCACGAAGAGGUGAGGGCACUGCGGCAUUACGCGCAGCAUCUUUUCGAGGCCUUCGCGGCCAUUUCGGCGACACACCAGAACAUUCCUCCUGCGUCAUGA
Messenger RNA from Trypanosoma cruzi, 1809 nucleotides. RefSeq lists its product as uncharacterized. Gene Ontology annotation, cellular component: ribonucleoprotein complex. Gene Ontology annotation, molecular function: selenocysteine insertion sequence binding; ribonucleoprotein complex binding; mRNA 3'-UTR binding. Gene Ontology annotation, biological process: selenocysteine incorporation. The record is from RefSeq and is a predicted model, not a curated record. The transcript has a single exon. NCBI's taxonomy places the organism in Eukaryota, Euglenozoa, Kinetoplastea, Trypanosomatida, Trypanosomatidae. The coding region runs from base 1 to 1809 and encodes 602 amino acids.